Messenger RNA from Erinaceus europaeus (western European hedgehog), 2674 nucleotides. RefSeq names its product HHIP like 1 (gene HHIPL1). Gene Ontology annotation, cellular component: membrane. The transcript has 9 exons. Lineage: Eukaryota; Metazoa; Chordata; Mammalia; Eulipotyphla; Erinaceidae. The record is from RefSeq and is a predicted model, not a curated record. Bases 166 to 2544 code for a protein of 792 amino acids.
CGUCCUGCGCUCCGCCGCCCAGCCGCCGCGCGGCCCCACACCGCGACCUUGGAGCGGUUCCCGGGGGCCGGCUGUGCGCCCCGCCGGGCUGCGGGCGCCCCCGGGAGGCGGCGGGGAGCACAGUCCCGCGGGCCGGGCGUGGUGGGCGGCGGGGCGGCGGGCGGCAUGGCGGGGGCGCUGCUGGCGCUGGGCGCGCUGGGCGCGCUGGGGGCGCUGGGGGCGCGGGGACACCCCCAGUGCCUGGACUUCAGGCCGCCCUUCCGGCCGCCGCGCCCGCUGCGCUUCUGCGCGCAGUACUCGGCCUUCGGCUGCUGCGGGGCGGAGCGGGACGCGGCGCUGGCCCGGCGCUUCGCGGCCCUGGCGGCGCGGGUGGACGCGGGCGAGUGGGCGGCCUGCGCGGGCUACGCGCUCGACCUGCUGUGCCAGGAGUGCUCGCCCUACGCAGCCCACCUGUACGAUGCGGAGGACCCCGCCACACCCCUGCGCACGCUGCCCGGGCUCUGCCAGGACUACUGUCGCGACCUGUGGCUCACCUGCCGCGGCCUGCUGGGCCACCUGUCUCCGGAGGCCGCGCUCGGGCCGCUGCUGGACGACCCGGCCAGGCUGUGCGGGGCGCUGGCCCUGGCGGACGCGGACUACUGCUUCCCGCGCCUGCUGGUCAGCGAGCGGCUCAACGCGGGGCUGGGCCAGGUGCGCGCCGACCCCCGCGGCUGCCUGCAGCUCUGCCUGGAGGAGGCGGCCCACGGGCUGCGCAACCCGGUGGCCCUGGUGCACGCCCGGGACGGCACCCACCGCUUCUUCGUGGCCGAGCAGCUGGGGCUGGUGUGGGCCUACCUGCCCGACCGCUCGCGGCUGGAGCGACCCUUCCUCAACCUCAGCCGGGCCGUGCUCACCUCGCCCUGGGAGGGCGACGAGCGCGGCUUCCUGGGCCUCGCCUUCCACCCCGGCUUCGGGCGCAACGGCCGCGUCUUCGUGUACUACUCGGUGGGGCUGGGCCUGGAAGAGUGGAUCCGAGUCAGCGAGUUCCGGGUGUCCGAGGACGACGCCAACGCGGUGGACCACAGCUCCGAGAGGAUAAUCCUGGAGAUCGAGGAGCCAGCCUCCAACCACAACGGCGGCCAGCUGCUCUUUGGACCAGAUGGCUACCUGUACGUCUUCACGGGAGAUGGCGGGAUGGCCGGAGACCCCUUUGGGAAGUUCGGCAAUGCCCAGAACAAGUCAGCGCUGCUGGGCAAGGUGCUGCGGUUGGACGUGAGCAGCCCCGAGGGCGGCCCACCCUACCGCAUCCCACCUGACAACCCGUUCGUGGGGGACCCCGAAGCGCGCCCCGAGGUGUUCGCGCUUGGUGUGCGUAACAUGUGGCGAUGCUCCUUUGACCGUGGGGACCCGGCGACGGGCGUGGGCCACGGGCGCCUCUUCUGUGGCGACGUGGGGCAGAACCGGUUCGAGGAGGUGGACCUGGUGCGGCGAGGCCGUAACUACGGCUGGAGGGCCCGCGAGGGUUUCGAGUGCUACGACCACAAGCUGUGCGCCAACGCCUCGCUGGAGGAUGAGCUGCCCAUCUUCGCCUACCCCCACAAGCUGGGCAAGUCGGUCACAGGGGGCUACGUGUACCGGGGCUGUGAGAACCCCAACCUGAAUGGACUCUACAUUUUUGGAGAUUUCAUGAGUGGGCGACUGAUGUCCCUCCGGGAGGAGCCGGAAACGGGCCAGUGGCGCUACAGUGAGGUGUGCAUGGGACGCGGGCAGACCUGUGCCUUCCCCGGCCUCAUCAACCACCACCACCCGCAUAUCAUCUCCUUCGGGGAGGACGAGGCAGGGGAGCUGUACUUCCUGUCCACGGCGGAACCUAGUGCCACGGCGCCACGCGGGGUAGUCUACAAGGUGAUCGACCCUUCCAGGCGGGCACCACCUGGCAAGUGUCAGAUCCAUCCAGUCCAGCUAACAGUGAAGAGCCGCCUCACCCCGUUCGUCCCCAAAGAAAGGUUCAUCCGGAGGCCCGAGAGCACCCCGCGCCCCCCCACCGCGGCGCCCCGCCGCCCCCCAGCGCGCGCGCCCACCCGGGCGCCCCGCCGCCCCACGGCCGCGCCGCGCGCGCCCACCCCGCGCCCCACCCCGCGCCCCACGCGGCGACCCGGGGGCCGAAGGGGCGGCGGCGGGCGGCGGCGGGGGCGGCCCGGCCCGCGGGACCCCGCGCCCCCCGAGGGCUCCGUGCGCCUGGCGCGCCCCCCGGGCCUGAGCCCCGGCCGCGGCCGCGUGGAGGUGUUCGCGGGCGGCCGCUGGGGCACCGUGUGCGACGACGCGUGGGACAGCCGGGCGGCCGGCGUGGUGUGUCGCCAGCUGGGCUUCGCACACGCCGUGCGGGCCGCCAAGCGCGCCGAGUUCGGGGAGGGCCGCGCGCUGCCCAUCCUGCUGGACGACGUGCGCUGCGCGGGCGGGGAGCGCCGCCUGCUCGAGUGCGCGCACGCCGGGCUGGGCCGCCACAACUGCGGCCACCAGGAGGACGCGGGCGUCGUGUGCAGCCACCGCGCCCCCGAGGCCUAGGGCGCCCCGCGUGUGCUCGCCCCCGGGCGCGGCGGACGGACGGGGGCUGGGGCUGGGACGGGGGGCUGCCUGCGCCCCUGCAGCCGAGGGCGCGGCCGGAGACCCGGGGCUGGAGGGCGCUGGAGGGCGU